AUGGCUUCCCCAGUUGAGAUUUCUAAAUUUACUGGGCAUUCCCGUUCUAUCAGCCUGCCUUCCAAGAGCCACCCUUUGACUACAACAGUCAAGGAUCAGUUGGAUUGGCUGAGAUCAUCAGAAGAAACAUCCUCAUCUGUGUGCCAAAAUUUAGGAGGCCUCAAAAACUUGUACGAAACCAUCAAUGAUUUGCUUCAGUUACCCCUCACUCAACAGGCUAUCUCCCAUGAUGAUCACAGCAAACGCAUCAAGGAGUUGUUGGAUGUAUCGCUCAGGCUGUUGGACGUUUGUGGAACUAUUAGAGAUGUGUUCUCGCAAAUGAAGGAAUGUGUUCUGGGGCUAGAGUCGUCACUUAGAAGAAAGAGAGGAGGUGAUUCUGGCCUACCAAGUGAAGCUGAGUCAUCCAUGAAAUCUAAGAAAAGACUGCAGAAAGUCAUCUCCAAGAUUUCAGAGAAUUUGAAGAGAGUGGAGAAGAAAAAGAAAGACUCUAAACAAGAAGCUGCUCUGAGCAUGCUAAGAGAAGCUGAAGAUAUUAGUCUUUUGGUAUUUGAGUCCUUGUUAUGUCUCUUAUCUGGGGCAAAGGCAAAAUCAAAGAUUAAUGGUUGGUCUUUGGUUUCCAAGCUUGUCUUGUCCAAACAUGUAUCCUGCGAAGAGAAUGUAAAUGACAACAAUAUGGAAGGGUUGGAUGUUGACCUGUCUGAUCUAAGGUCUGUCAAAGACAUGAAGCUUCAAGUACUAAAGCGACUGGAGGCAUUAGAGUCAACCAUUCAGGAAAUCGAAGAGGAUUUAGAAUGCCUACUUAGGCUUUUAGUGAAGACAAGAGCUUCUCUUCUCAACAUUCUCAACCAUUAG
Molecule: messenger RNA, 852 nt
Organism: Syzygium oleosum
Lineage: Eukaryota; Viridiplantae; Streptophyta; Magnoliopsida; Myrtales; Myrtaceae
Exons: 1
Coding region: 1-852 (283 amino acids)
Biological process (GO): shoot system development; root development
Source: RefSeq, a predicted model, not a curated record